GCGGCGGAGCUCGGCUACAGGGGGAGGGGGGUGGGGGGGCGGCUCGGCGGCGGGUCUGCGGGCCGGGCGGGCCCCAUGGGCGGGUGUGUGGGCUCCCACCACGACUCCUCGGGCAGCCUCAACGAGAACUCGGACGGCACCGGAGUUGCUCUCGGUCGUAAUCAGCCCUUGAAAAAAGAGAAACCGAAAUGGAAAAGUGAUUACCCCAUGACAGACGGACAGUUGCGCAGUAAGAGAGACGAGUUUUGGGACACAGCACCAGCUUUCGAAGGUCGCAAGGAGAUUUGGGAUGCCCUCAAGGCUGCUGCACAUGCUUUCGAGAGCAAUGAUCACGAACUGGCACAAGCAAUCAUUGAUGGUGCAAACAUAACACUACCACAUGGUGCUCUUACUGAGUGUUACGAUGAACUGGGCAACCGGUACCAGCUUCCCGUCUACUGCCUCGCCCCGCCUAUCAACAUGAUAGAGGAGAAGGGCGACCUGGAGACUCUGGAUAUUCCCGAUCCCCCACCCAAUUCAGGGCACGAAUGCCAGCUUCGUUUGCGCCUGUCCACAGGCAAAGACCUCAAACUCAUGGUCCGCAGCAUGGACACGGUGUACCACAUGAAGAGGCGGCUGCACGCGGUGGAGGGAGUGGAGCCGGGCAGCCAGCGCUGGUUCUUCUCGGGCAGGCCGCUGGCAGACAAAAUGAAACUGGAGGAGCUGAAAAUCCCAAAGGACUACGUGGUGCAAGUCAUCGUGAGCCAGCCCUUAGCAAACCCCACCCCAGUGGAAAACUGAUUUCUGCUUGUUUAUUGAUUCUUCUUUCCUCCAUCUCUGUCGUGGGGUUUGUUUUCACUGCCCUCUCUUCUUUUGGUUUGUCCUGCUAAUGGAUUGGUUCCAAGAAAUGACCAGCAAAAAUUCCAUCUGUGAUGGAGAUCUGCAAAAACAAAACAUAAAAACGUAAACUGGCCUUUGGGGUUUGCCUGAUCUCAUAUUUAACACAACAGCAAGCAGCACAGGGCGAGGGCGAAGGGAGGAGCGGGAAGGGGAAGGGAAAAGGGAGGAGCGUACAAGGAAGGAGGGAAGAGACUGUAGUUCACUUAAUACAAAAAUGUAAUGAUUCUUAAAACUGUAGGUGGUGGUGUGAUCUGUGGAGCCAGAGCAACAGAGAGCACUUUUAUUUAAGGGGAAAAAAAAAUUUAAAAAUUAAUCGAUUUAUAAAAUUUCGUAUCAGCGCCACAUACAGUUGAUGCCAGAACGGCAGCUGCCCUGCGUAGGUCCCGUGCUGCGUGUUCCCGGGGAUCCUCGCUGGUGUGACCGGGCUCGCCUGCUUUGCCCAGGCACCGCAGGCCCCGGGCAGCGGGGGCUCGGUCUCCGUCCCACGUGGGCGGCUCCUGGCGAUGCCCAGACCAAGCAAUUGUACAUUCCAAGAUGGCAACGCAGUCCUGUGCCAUUGCUGGCUCCCGAGCUGAGAACGCAGCCCGCCAGAGCCUUAGGCAAUAACUUAGUCAAUGUAUACUCUCACGUACUGUACUGUAAACUUACUUGCUACAAGACUGACUUAGCCUGAAGUUUACCGGCUUACUGGCACCUGAGGAUGUGCCUGCCGAAUUACUGUAUAUCACUUGGAUCAUUAAAACAAGUUUUUAUCAGGCUAGCUAAGGUGAGUGAUGCGCUGGUCUGCGCUUCAGCGUUAGGUGCGUCACCUUUGGCAAACGGUCCAGGUUAAACUGCAGUUACACCCAGAUGCAAUCGAUUGCAACUUCCCCUGCUCGCUUCCUAGAGGGCACGAAGCAUGGAAAACGGUAAGGAGGAUACAACAGCACACCGUUUUCAGUUUUUCGUGUGUCGUUUGAAGCCGCAGCCAGUCUUCUAGCUGUGGUGACUCUCCAGUCAGGACAAGUGGAGGUAUCCUCACUGGCACACGCCCGCGGCCCAGAGGCAACGCUGGUGUUUCACAGCCAGCGCUUUCCCUUCAGAAUGUAAGAAGAGCCCUUUUGGCAAACGACAAAUCCUUUUGUAGUCUCAAAAAUCUGAAUUGGAGCAUAUUUUGAGGGGGGGAAAAAAAUCUAAUUGCUUGUUCCCUCAGUUAGUGAUGCUCUCUGUGUUCCUUCGGCUGCUCUCUGCACCCCUGCCUGGUGAUGCCUUUUGGUUGAGAUCAAAUGCCCUGUUCCUUUUAAACACGAUUUCUGGUUUGCUUGGGUUUUUUCAGCCAUCGUUGAAAUGACUUCACUUCUUCCAACGUCAAAUGUGCUAUUCAGCUAUGAAUAGCGUGUUUUUAUUGGUUUCUGUCUUCCCUCUCUGAAUCAAUGGUCUAAAGCUACGGUUGUCCCAGCUCUUUCUCAUCUGCUAGUGAAACUGGUGGGUUACACUGACAAUUUUAAACUUGGUACUUUUGCUCCUUCGUUAAUUCCAUUGAAUUCAGUUUCUUGGACUCAAAAGGAGUUCUUGCUCCAUGAGCAUCAGCAUAGAGCCAGGAUGAGCAGAGGUCACUCGUACAACAUCACGAGCCUGUCCCAGCAGGUGGAAGCAGGCGCAGCAUUUACAUUGAUGGUUGGAAAACAGAUCCACAGUUUUCUUUUUGGUCCCUGUGUUGUAUUAAGCCUGUGGUUUUCUGACACCUCCUCUAGCCCCGGUUUGGUACAGGAUAACCGAAGUGCAGCGGCAGAGCUCUGUAAAGGAAAACUGGUUCCCUGUUCUCACAAACACCAAAGUGACUUGGUUUUUCUUUUUUCUUUUUAAAGAUUAAAUCAAAACUGAUAAAUACUAAUCUAUAACAAAAGUUUUCUAUUGUGGAGUUUUUUUAAGACAUAUCAUUUAGUAUAGUGGGGUUUUGCAGCCAGAUCUUUUGCAUUCCAGAGGGGGGAAAAGAUAUUUGAUAUAUAAACAACUCAAAAAUCUCUUGGAUUUUCAGUGGGCAAAGGAUGGUUUCAUGCCAGGAAGACACUACUUGUCUCGUAAGGCAUAACUUACAUCUCCGUGUAAGUGGUCUUUGCAAUGUCAUUUCCCUGCAAUCCCUUCUGGCAGGGGGAAAACUGUGAUAGAUUAAGGAGGAGCAGACCAGGGUGGCAGUUCUGUAACUGUGAACACUAAAACGCUACUUUUUUUGUAGGAUACGUUUUGUUGACUAUUUUUUUUUCUUUUUCUAUUUUCAUUCAGGCAAUUGUCACCACGUACUGUUUUUGAAACUACAGCGUGUAGGGCUGGGAAAGCUCCUUCUUUCCCUCUCCCCCCUCUUAGUUGGAAAAGGUUCAGUUUUAUUAUGUCGUUAAUAGGUGACCAUAGUUUAUAUUAAUUGCUUCUAUGUCGCGGAGCAAGGUGAUGAUCUGAAGGCCGUGUUGUGAGUGGGCUUUGAGUAGAACAGAGAAUUGGUUCAUGAAAAUACUCUUUUUCUCUAACAGCUUCCCCCCUCCCAUCCCUUGAGCACAUAUCUAAAACUGAAGAAAUUCAAUGGUAAAAUGCUUUUAUAGGCGAAAGUAAGGGCUUUUUGACCUCUUCUAUAUAAAAUGACAGAUGUGCUAAGCACACACUUUGCUGGAAACAAAUUUUACAAGACUUGUAUUGGGAAAUAAUUCUAAGUUUCAAAAUACAUGUAUAUUAAAAAAAUAUCAGUGAUGAGGGCAUACAGCAUGUCAAUGAACAUACCCCGUGUAUAUAACUAGAGGUUGCAACAUGCAUUGGGAGAACAGUCAUUUCUGUCUCUGAAAUGCCUUGUCUUUGUCCUACGAGAUGGUUUUUGGUGCAAACGCCAGUGUGGGAGAAAGGCUGGGGCUUUGUGUCAUUCCCGAUUAGCUCUGGCUGUGAACUGAUGCCAGAAGAUAACACUUUUUUACCAUGGCAGCGACGGGUCUGUUUGACGUGAUUCAGAUUUUUAUGCGCUUUAUCGUUGCUUCUGCCUGACGCAGAAGUAAGAACCUAGUGAAAGUCCACGCAUCCGAAGAGCUCGAGGGGCAGAGAGGCACGAACACGCGUAGUCUGCUGGGGCGAGGGAGCUCCAGAAAAGCCGCGGAUGCUGUAGCUCCGUUGCUCAGUGGCUGCAGAAGGUUGUCUUCCACGGCUGCUCCUUCAGAGCAUCCAGCUCCUAAAAGUUUCAUUGACUACCUUGGCCCUUUGUGCAUCACAGUUUAUGGGUGUCCUCUGCAGAAAACACAGCUUGGAGUAGCUGUGCUGCAAGAACUUCUUAGUUUUCUGAAAGCCUCUGCUUCUCUGAAUGUGGGAAAUAUUGCGGAAAACUAAAUAGCGCGAGGCAGCAGUGUUGCAAGUUGGGUUUUUUAAUAGACCCCCAAUGCUAAAAGUAUUGGGUGUCUAUUAAACAAAAACUCUCACCCCAGGAGCAACCAAACAAAACCCAGCUCCUCUUUGCCUUUCACAGAAAGUUCCGAAGUUGCUUUGGGGAGGAGAGGAAGGGGGCUCCUUGGAGCGACAAGGUGACGCAUGGCAACGCGCGUAACCUUGGUAAGGCAGAUGGCAGGUUGAUAAAAUAUUGCUGUAGUAUGACAUGCUUCUGCAUAUAUAUCUGUUGUUAGUAAAUAAUGUAAAAAUUUUUGAAAAACUAUUAAAAAAACCCGACUAUCUUAGUUUGUUACAAUGGUGGGAUGCUUUUAGCCAUGGAGUUUUGAAAGCAUUUUAGCCGUGUAAGUGUUGCCGAAUUGAAUGCUGUACGUUUCUCCAUUUCUGUCUUCGUCAGAAGCGUAAGUGGUAGCUACAUUUCUGACUCUUGAGCUGUAUUUUACAAACUCUUUUCUGUCACUGUAAAUACAUCCAACACCCUGCACCUUAUGCAGAGAAAGUUUACAUUUAAAAAAAAAAAAAAAAAGAUUUUUGUUGGCGUUUUCACUGCGCCGCUGAGAUCCUGUUAUGUUGAAAUGAAAGUCGGCUCUGUUAGAAAAAAAGGGGCUUUUUUUUUUUUUUCUUUGCCCUUCACCGCUUCCCCUGUAAUUCUGCCUCCCUCCUGGAUGAUGGCUGGCAGCUCUUGGACAGCUUGUGCUCUCCUGGAGUAGGAUGUAGCGUGUUUGAGAAAGGCGUUUUUGAAAACUUGCUUUGGGUGGGGGGAAUGAUCUUUGUCCGCUCUGCAACUUUCUUGGAAAAAGAAAAAAAAAAUCUGCUUGGAACCCACUAGGUGUUGGUGGUCUGCCUUCCAAGUGAACUCAUCUAGGAAGCCUUUGAGUUAAACUUCCCGGCAACCGCGCUUCUGUCUUCUCCCAAAGAAGAUGAAUGUCCUGCUGUUAUAUCUGCAGCUACAAACACUUCUGUUGGGUAAUGACUGUAUAUACAAGUCUGCCUGCUUUAAGACUUUUCCUUUCCAUAGAGUGUUUUUGAUUGCUCUGUUCUGCAAAUGGCUCUCCUCUUCCAUAUUUCAUCCGCUUAGAUGCUCCGUAGCCGCGUGUGUUGCUCUUGUUCAUAGGAGAUGGAGCUAGAGCUCUCCUUCCAAGGGAGAUACGUGCCACUGAGCCUACAAAAGUCAAAUAGUUGGAGAUGUUUUAACCAGCGGGCUUCUUACCGGGGACUUUGAGACUUUUAAUAAACGUGUCCACUGGACUCUCCAUGAAGAAGUAUGUUCCUGCCCUCCCAGCAGGACCGCUUGUUGGGUAUUUAUCCAGUAGAACUCUGUAUUUGUAUGUUUUACAGAUGAAGACCAUUUGAUCAGAGCCAUGGGGCAAAUAGAGAACUUAAAAUCCUGACUCCUGCCUUAAAACUUUUAGUUUGUCUUGAGCUCCAAAAAUUCUGCACCUGCUUGUUCCCGAGUCCCUUUUUGCUUUAGGAAAUUUGAAUCCAGUCAAAGGCUGGAGACAGUUUAAGGAAAUUUAAAACAAAAUAAAUUUUAGCUGAUGGCUUUAUUAAAAUAACUAACUGGUCUUGUAUUAAAAACCCUAUUUGUGCCUCUCUCAAGUCCAGGGAAUGUUUAAAAAGCGGAGGUGGCUUUUGAGCAAUGACUGAAAUGACGGCGUUAGCUGGCAAUUUGUAAGACACUUGCUUUCAUGUGCUCUGAGCAAGAGACUUCGGUUUGUGUCCUCUCUGACUCAUGGUAAUGGCUUUCAAAGAUGGCUGGUACCAUCAAAUUUGUACUUCUUGAAUAAAUAUCUUCAUUUUUAUGGUAAAACUUUUUGUAUGCGGUUUGUUUGUGUGUGCCAUGUAACAAACACUUGUAUUACGUAGGAUACGGUGCUAGAUUCGGUACUGACGCAGAAAAUGCACAGCUCCAACACGCAGCGAAACAAGGACGAGGGGAUUCCAGUGACGUGACCUUUUUUUUUUUUUUUUUUUUUGCCCCCCUGUAACUUCUAUAAAAUCUUUUAGAAUCAAAUAGACCGGUUGUGUAAAACAUGCGUUUUAACUUUUUUUCCCCCUCCCUGGCUCCUUCCAUCGAUGAAGAGUUCUAGGCCAAUAGAAAGAUGCUGUGAACAUCAGGUAAUUUUUAAAAUGCAUCGUGUAUUUUUAUGUUGUACCUCUGUUUCUCGGUUGACGUAUCGCAGUAGUGUGUGCACAUAUUUUUAAUCAGCUGCAAAGCACAAGUAGGUUGUCUUCAGACUGUUAAAUUAUGUGAUUUUUUUUAAUUUUUUUUUUAACCUAGCGAAGGUCUUUUACCAUUGAGAGCAAACCAUCAUGACCUUAUAUCAGAAAUGCUGUACAAAAUCUCCUGUAUUUAAAACAAAAAAGAUAAUCUUUUUUCCCCCCUGCAUUUAAAAAAUAAAAGUAAUCCUGG
Chroicocephalus ridibundus (black-headed gull) is the source of this 6685-nucleotide messenger RNA. It is a transcript of the gene UBTD2, whose product is annotated as ubiquitin domain containing 2. The record is from RefSeq and is a predicted model, not a curated record. The coding region runs from base 76 to 780 and encodes 234 amino acids. The transcript is spliced from 3 exons. Gene Ontology annotation, molecular function: protein binding. NCBI's taxonomy places the organism in Eukaryota, Metazoa, Chordata, Aves, Charadriiformes, Laridae.